Messenger RNA from Impatiens glandulifera, 1657 nucleotides. RefSeq names its product protein SOSEKI 5. The record is from RefSeq and is a predicted model, not a curated record. Bases 176 to 1384 code for a protein of 402 amino acids. Lineage: Eukaryota; Viridiplantae; Streptophyta; Magnoliopsida; Ericales; Balsaminaceae. The transcript has 4 exons.
ACUUGCAGAGAAAUUCAAACUUAAUUGAGAGAGAGAGAAAGAGAGAGGAGAGAGAGAGUUGAAGGAAGUAGGUUUUGGUCUCCUUCUCCCGCCUAGAUAGAUAGAUAGACAUUUACAUAUUCCAACUACUCUCAAAAUCAUACCAUCUCUCUAAGAUUUUCUUCCAAAAUAUUUGAUGGCGAUCGCCUCCUCCAGAGGAAGAUCGCAAAUCCAAACUCACAGAGAAGACACCAGCCCCGAUCAUGAUGAUGAUGAUCGCACCAACCUACCCAAGCUCCCGCUAGUCUAUUACCUCACCCGCAAUGGCCACCUCGAGCAUCCUCAUUUCAUCGAAGUUCCUCUUUCCUCCCCCCAAGGUCUUUAUCUAAGAGAUGUUAUCAAUCGACUGGUUAUACUCCGUGGUAGAGGCAUGACUGAAUUGUAUUCCUGGUCCUGCAAAAGGAGUUAUAGAAACGGAUUCGUUUGGCACGAUUUGGAGGAGAAUGAUCUUGUCUAUCCAGCGCACGGUCAGGAUUACGUUCUCAAAGGAACGGAGCUCUUCCACGGCGACAUCAUUUCCAAAUCUAAUCAUGAGAUCGAGACCAGCGCCAGAAGGCCACCACCACCACCACCUGCGGUUAUUAGAAAACCUAGCAUCAGCAACGAAUCUGAUUUCCCGGUGGUGAUUCGGCAGAGGAAUCAAUCAUGGACAUCGACCGAUUUCAACGAGUAUAAGGUUUACAAGAACGAUAUGGAAUCCGACUCUGGCGGCGGAAGCGGUAGGGCUGCUGCUGCCAAUGCGUCCACUCAGACCGAGGAUCGCCGCAGCAGCAGGCGGAGAACAGCUGUGACAGUGGUUGAGAAAGACGAGAUAGAAGAAGUGAAAACGAAACCACCGUCGUGUAGCGGGAGUCAGAGCCAGAGCCAGUAUACGGAACUGAGAAGGGAAGACAUGAUCUCACCACCGGAGUCGGAUUCGAGUCCCGAAACCCUGGGUUCCCUGAUGAAAGGCGACAGCCGUGUGAUUGUGAGCAAGGAUGUGAUUCCUACUCCACCAAGUGGUCGUCUGAGGGCGUCAUCUGUUCUGAUGCAGUUGAUUUCAUGCGGUUCUAUGUCGUUCAAAGACUGCGGGCCGACCUGCUGGAAGGAGGAAGAAGAUAGAGGUGAAGAACGGCAGGGAUUCAAUCUGAUAUCGUACUACAAGGGAAGGGUGCCGCGUGGAAGGGUGGUUUCGAAUAAAGUGGAAAAGAAGGAUGAGACAAGCGAGAUUAACGGGCAGGUAAAAAUGGAGGGUAAAGAGUACUUCAGUGGUAGCUUGUUAAUUGUAGAGACAAACAAGGACGAGAUCCCGAUCCUCAAGAGAUCUGCAUCAGAUCGGAGUAGUAGUACUCAGACUUGGAAGUGAUGAUGAUGAUGAUGAGUGGCAGUUGGAAGUGUCUAAUAAUAAGGUUGGGUCAGGUUGGAUAGGAGAAUUUGAGGUAGAGAUCACUACUACUACUACUGUAUUAUUGUUUCUAACAGGCAAACAUGAAUGCAGCUCAUGCCCAUAUCUCAAAUAAUCAAUUACUUGCCUUAAUUUGUUUCAACAAGUAUUUAAAUGGUAUUAAGUUGAGAUUAUUAUGUUCAUAGUGAUGAAUCAAUCAUGUGGAAUUUCCUACAACAUAUUCUAGCCGCAAUU